Molecule: messenger RNA, 1554 nt
Organism: Gastrolobium bilobum
Lineage: Eukaryota; Viridiplantae; Streptophyta; Magnoliopsida; Fabales; Fabaceae
Exons: 3
Coding region: 1-1554 (517 amino acids)
Molecular function (GO): acetylglucosaminyltransferase activity
Source: RefSeq, a predicted model, not a curated record
AUGUACUCUUCUUCCAACCAACGCAUCAUCACUUGGUUGAUCCUAAUCUUGAUUUUAAUAUACGUACUCUACUCUUCCAAUCUUCUCCUCUUAACCAAUAAGAAGCGAGAUUGUGCCACUUCCAUGCAUUUAGAUACCGCCACCGAAGAACAACUUGAGAUGAGUGGUAAUCUAUCUUCAACUACAGCUAUCGUUGAAAGUACAGUUGCUGAAGAGAAAAAAAUAAGAGAGGAUGAAAAAGAAAAGGAGGAGGAGGAGGAAGCAGAAGAAGAAGAAUUACCACUUGAUCAGUUAUCUCAACGACAGGACACGGAGCUCAAACACGUCGUUUUUGGGAUAGCAGCUUCAUCGAAUUUGUGGGACAUAAGAAAAGAAUAUAUCAAGGUGUGGUGGAAGCCUAAUCAAACCAGAGGGGUAGUGUGGUUGGAUAAAAAAGUGAGCACUGCAGCAAGUGAGGGCUUACCACAGAUUCGAAUUUCUGGGGACACCACAAAAUUUAAGUAUUCGAAUCGUCAGGGGCAGAGAUCUGCUUUGAGGAUUUCGAGGGUAGUAACAGAGACAUUGAAGCUUGGGAUGGAGGAUGUGAGAUGGUUCAUGAUGGGAGAUGAUGACACAGUGUUUAUGGUGGAUAAUGUGGUUAGAGUUCUUUCCAAGUACGACCACACUCAGUUCUAUUAUGUUGGGAGCUCAUCCGAGAGCCAUGUUCAGAACAUACAUUUCUCGUAUGCCAUGGCAUAUGGUGGGGGAGGAUUCGCUAUAAGCUACCCGUUGGCUAAGGAGCUCGCAAAGAUGCAGGAUCGUUGCAUGCAGCGUUACCCUGCUUUAUAUGGCAGUGAUGAUAGAAUGCAAGCUUGCAUGGCUGAGCUAGGGGUGCCAUUAACCAAGGAACGUGGGUUUCACCAGUAUGAUGUGUAUGGGGACCUAUUAGGCCUUCUGGGAGCACAUCCUGUGACCCCACUAGUGACAUUGCACCACCUUGAUGUAGUGCAACCGAUAUUCCCAAAGAUGAAUCGAGUACAAUCCCUGAGGCACCUAAUGAAAUCCGUCAAGCAAGACUCUGGCAGCAUUAUGCAACAAUCAAUAUGCUACGACAAAAAGAGAUAUUGGUCCAUCACUGUUUCAUGGGGCUAUGUGGUUCAAGUUCUGAGGGGAGUAUUGUCCCCUAGAGAGUUAGAGAUGCCGACGCGGACCUUUCUCAAUUGGUAUAGAAGAGCUGAUUACACUGCGUACGCAUUCAACACAAGGCCUGUAACUAAACACCCGUGUCAGAAAGCGUUCCUUUACUAUAUGAACAACACUAGAUAUGAUCCAGCCAAGAAGCAAAUUAUCGGUACUUAUUCCCGUUACAAGUCUAAACCUCCUUACUGCCGGUGGAAAAUGGACUCACCAGAGGAAAUCAAUACUAUCAUAGUUUCAAAAAGACCAGACCCUUUACGAUGGCAAAGGUCACCAAGGAGGGACUGUUGUAAAGUUCAACCAUCACGUAAGGGAUCAACAAUGUACAUAUGGGUGGGCAAUUGUCGAGAGGGAGAGGUUAGUGAAUUGAUUCUUUAA